Molecule: messenger RNA, 1722 nt
Organism: Daucus carota subsp. sativus
Lineage: Eukaryota; Viridiplantae; Streptophyta; Magnoliopsida; Apiales; Apiaceae
Product: endoglucanase 8
Exons: 7
Coding region: 57-1526 (489 amino acids)
Biological process (GO): carbohydrate metabolic process
Molecular function (GO): hydrolase activity, hydrolyzing O-glycosyl compounds
Source: RefSeq, a predicted model, not a curated record
AUAAAACCCAUGUCACUCCUUCUUACAUUCCACUGAUUCCUUCCAUUCCGACGAAAAUGGCGCCAAAUUCCCGCCUUUUUCUAGCCGUUUUUGUCACAUUUUCUCUCUUUUUUUCUCCCGCAUUUUCUGCUCAUGAUUACGCAAAUGCCCUGAAGAAAAGCAUCUUGUUCUUCGAGGGCCAGCGCUCCGGGAAGCUCCCGCCCGAUCAACGCCUCCGGUGGCGCCGCGACUCCGCCUUGCACGAUGGUUCCACUGCCGGAGUUGACCUCACUGGUGGCUACUAUGACGCAGGCGACAACGUAAAAUUCGGGUUCCCGAUGGCCUUCACCACCACAAUGCUCGCAUGGAGCGUAAUCGACAUGAAACGAAACUUAGGCUCCGAAUACGGGAACGCUUUAAAAGCAGUAAAAUGGGGAACAGAUUAUUUACUGAAAGCAACGGCGAAGCCAAACACGGUGUAUGUCCAAGUGGGCGACGCAUUUUCCGACCACAACUGCUGGGAGAGACCAGAAGACAUGGACACAUUGAGAAGCGUGUACAAGAUUGAUAGAGACCACCCUGGAUCCGACGUGGCGGGCGAAACGGCCGCUGCAUUGGCUGCCGCGUCGAUUGUUUUCAGGGCACGUGACCCUGGUUACUCGCACCUGCUCCUCGAUCGUGCUGUUAAAGUGUUCGAGUUUGCGGACAGGCACCGAGGAGCAUACAGUUCGAGUCUCCACUCUGCGGUUUGCCCAUUUUACUGUGACAAUAAUGGUUACCAGGACGAGUUGUUGUGGGCAGCGGCGUGGUUGCACAAGGCAUCAAGGAGGCGAGAGUACAGAGAAUAUAUUAUCAGAAACGAGGUUGUUUUAAGAGCGGGUGACACCAUUAAUGAGUUCGGUUGGGAUAACAAACAUGCCGGUAUUAAUGUUCUCAUUUCCAAGGAAGUGCUGAUGGGAAAAUCAAAUGAACUAAAAUCGUUCCAGAUCAAUGCUGAUAGCUUCAUCUGCUCCAUAUUGCCUGGCAUUUCCCAUCCCCAAGUCCAAUAUUCCCCCGGUGGACUUAUCUUUAAGGCUGGAGGAAGUAACAUGCAGCAUGUAACCUCCCUAUCAUUCUUACUUCUGGUGUAUUCUAAUUAUCUUAGCCACGCCAAUCAUGCUGUGCCAUGUGGCCAGAAAUCCGCCGCCCCUGCUCUUCUCAAACGCCUCGCCAAACAUCAGGUCGACUAUAUUCUAGGAGAUAAUCCAAUGAGAAUGUCAUAUAUGGUUGGAUAUGGUGCACGUUACCCACAGAGGAUCCACCACCGAGGAAGCUCACUGCCAUCUGUAAGGGCUCACCCGGCCCGAAUAGGGUGUAAGGCAGGAUCUAGGUACUUUCUGAGCCCAAAUCCUAACCCGAAUCUACUAGUUGGAGCAGUGGUGGGUGGCCCCAACAGCUCUGAUGCAUUCCCCGACUCCAGGCCUUUCUUCCAAGAAUCGGAGCCCACUACUUAUAUCAAUGCGCCAUUAGUGGGCCUACUAGCUUACUUUUCAGCCCAUCAUAACUGAUACUACUGGUCUAUAAUAAUUGAUGUAAAAGAGAAUGUUAUGUAGUGGUGGGCAAAGGUCACCCUACAUACAAUCAUAUGCAUGUUCUAAGAUAUGUAGUUGCAUUCAAUGAAUGAAAUGAAGUCAAAAUAUAUGUAAUCCAAGCAAGAAUUUAUAUUAUUAUAUAUAUAUAUUUUCUACCCUGAAUUAUAUUCAA